GCUGGUUUGACAUUCGUUUGCGUGAGCAGUUUGUGAGGGAAUGUUAUUAGCUAGCUAGCUUUAACAACGGUCAGUAAAGUAUCGAUUUGAUUGAAGACCAAUGGAAAUGCGAAGAACAUGUCGACCAUAACUUUUCUGCCGUCACCACUCGAAUGCUUGCGGUCUCGGUUCCAUACCACCAGCACUGCAGCAGCGUGUGCCUCUUGCGAGCCCCUUCGUUGGGAGGACGGAGGCGAGCAUCCCACGUUAUUGUGCAUUAACGCCAACUACUGUACUGGAGCGCUGCCGGCUCCUGCAGAUGCAGGAAUGCCCACAUGCAGGAAUUGCAGAAUGCAAUUUCACCCUUCUCAACUGAACUGGCCCCACUGAAAUGGAAACACCCAGGACCUUGUUAAACAGGAAAUAGACCAGGUCUGUACAUCAGCCACCCUCUGUCACCCCUGCGAUCAUGGAGGCCCAAGCAGGGGAGGAGCCAGGCCCAAGUGGUUCGGCUCCUGCAUCGUCUGACUCCGCCCCCAGCCCACAUAGCGAGGCAGUGACCAAUGAGCUGCAAGAGCUGUCGCUGCAGCCCGCCCCCAACCUGCUGCCCCUGAGAGACAGGAAAAACGUGCUCCAGCUCAAACUCCAGCAGAGACGGACCCGUGAGGAGCUGGUCAGUCAGGGGAUCAUGCCACCGCUGAAAAGUCCAGCUGCCUUCCACGAACAGAGACGAAGUUUAGAGCGAGCGCGGACUGAAGACUACCUAAAGAGGAAGAUCCGAAGUCGGCCGGAGAGGUCGGAGCUGGUCAGGAUGCACAUUCUGGAGGAUCACGUGCCUGAUGGUUGUUGGCUGGCUAACCCGCUGUGUGCUGUGUGUUCAGAGACGUCGGUGGAACCCUCCCUCCAGGCAAAACAACUGCAGCUGAAGAGGGCCCGUCUGGCUGACGACCUCAACGACAAGAUCUCCCACCGGCCCGGCCCCAUGGAGCUCAUUCACAAGAACAUCCUGCCUGUACACAGCAGCAUCAAACAAGCUAUCAUAGAGACAGACUUCCCCAAGGUUGCUGGGGAGAUAUCCUCCUUUGAUGAGGACAGUAGUGAUACUCUCUCUCCUGAGCAGCCCAUUGGUCAGGAGUCUCCGCUGGGCCACGGCCCUCUGCCCUCUCCCCCCGACGUCCUAGCUUGCAACAGCACCCCCACACAGUUUCUCACUCAGGUUCCUCCACCACCUCCUCCUCUUCCUCCCUUCCAUGGGCCCUGCCAACCAGUGAAGUUGAGCAAUGGGACAGCAGUUCUGAGAACCGCCCCUGUACUGAUCAAGUCCCAGCCAAAGCCCACCUCAGAGCGCCCCCUUCAGCGAUCCAAGAAGCCCAAGGACAACAAGCCCAAGGUGAGGAAGCUGAAGUACCACCAGUACAUCCCCCCGGACCAGAAGGCCGACCACGAGCCGCCCCCUCAGCUGGACUCCACCUACGCCAAGAUCCUCCACCAGCAGCAGCUCUUUCUCCAGCUGCAGAUCCUCAACCAGCAGCAGCAACACUAUAACUACCACACCAUCCUUCCUGCACCACCCAAACCACUAACAGAUCAACCACCUCCCACCAAUGGCCCCUCUCCUUCUCCGGCCGUGCCCGCUUCCUCGACAUCCUCCUCCAGUCAAAGUGCACCAAGCCGGCAGAAUGUCACACAUGUGGGAGGGGCCACACCAGGUUGUUUGCCUCCUAACCUGGAUGACCUGAAGGUGGCUGAACUGAAGCAUGAGCUCAAACUGCGGAGCUUGCCUGUAUCAGGCACCAAGAAUGACCUCAUCGAGCGGUUGAGGAACUACCAGGCUCAGCAGAACAGUCGGGGUGGUGGUAGUGCAACAACUACAACAGCAGGGGGUGCCACAGGGCCCUGGGCCGGAGCUUCCAAAACCAACCACCCAACACAACAACAACAAAAACAACUACUAAAACAGCAGCAACAACAACUUUCCCAACAGCAGGCCCUGUCGUCUGUGGUCCACCAAUCAGGAGAUGCAGGUGUGGUAACCUUGGCAACCUUCCCGUUCAUGACCACUGCUCCACAGCAGAUCAUGCACUUUGGCAGCACUAGCUCCUCCCCGCCAGUCUCUCCUGCCCCCUCGGACCGCUCGCUAGCUGGGAUGAGCCCAGACGAGCCGAGCUGUAAUGGAGACUCAUUUGGGGAGAUGGUAAGCUCUCCCCUCACCCAGCUAAGCCUCCAUCCCUCCCCACAGCACUGUGGCACUAUCAAAGAGGAGUUGAGUGGCUCGGCCCCAACAGCCUGCCAAUUCUCCAUGGCUGCUCUGCAGAAACGCCUGCAAGUAGCACCCCCGUCUGUGAACAAGGACCAGAUGCUGCAGGAGAAGGACAAGCAGAUCGAGGCGCUGACGUGCAUGCUAAGACAGAAACAGCGGCUGGUGGAGACCCUGCGCGUCCAGCUGGAACAAGGCAAGAGAGGGGGCCGGGAUGCCCCCCCAGAACCCCUGAGCCUUGUCAGGGUGAAGGAAGAGCCCCCAGACAUCCCCAGCAUCCCCUCCACAUUUUGCCCCAUUGCCUGCUCCCCGACACCUUCCCAGUGCCACAUGGAGGUCACCAAGAUGACCAUCAAGCAGGAGGUCGGGGAUGUGGAAGAGGCCGUAGAGCCGUCCUUGGAAGCCCCACCUCAGCAGGUGCAGCUGGAGAAGAUCCAGGCACAGCAGCUGGAGCAGCUGAAGGUGCAGCAGACACAGCAGAUCAACGCGCUGCAGCUGGCACAGCAGCAGGCCCUGCAGCAGCUGCUCCUACAGCAGAACCAGCAGAAUCUGCAGAAACACCGCUCACAGCAGAGGAAGAAGAAGUCCCACAAGCAACAACUCAAGCAGCAGCAACAGCUACUCUCCCAACAACAACAGCAGAUACAAUCAAAGAACCAACAGCUGUUACAGUCAAAGCAUCAACAUCAGCAGAUAUUGCAGGCACAACAACAACAGCAGCAGCUGAAGUCACAACAGGUGUCUCAGAUGUUCCUCAAUCAACAGUCGCGCUCCACCACUUCCUUCCCCUUGGAUCUCCUCAAGACACACUCCACACCUACCCUGGUGACUGACAGCAACGGCAACCAUUUCCUCAUCGCACUAACCAAUCACUGUGCCGAGAGCCACGGGAGUGAUAUGCCACAAGGCACUCCACAGGGCAAAGCAUCCAAUCGCAUCAUACUGCAGAGACUGCAGUCAACUCCCACCAAGCUGCCCAGUCAAUCCCCUCUUCAGUUGUCCAGCAGUGACACCCAAUCAAAACCGAAAACUCAACCAGGCCUCGUGAAACAGCCAACCAGAAAGGGACAGAAGGCGGGGCUGCAGAUGUCAACCAAUCACUCCCCAGGGGUCGCUCUCUCCUUCUCUGCCCCGCCCAAUCUCCAGCCUUUCUUCCCCAAUGAUGACUCCUCCCCUUCUGAAAAAGACACCUCCCCCUCUCCUCCAGCUCAAACGGAGGAUUUGAGUCCAGGUCUUGACCAUGAACCCCUGUUCAGCCCUCCUUCUCCCAAACAGACGCCCUCCCCUAACCCACCGGAUGACAAGGAUAAUGGAUCCACCCAGCAUAUGGACGACCUCUUCGACAUCCUGAUUCAGACAGGAGAAAUCUCAGCAACCUUCAAACCAGCGCCCGACCCUUCCCUGGCGCGAUUGCGCCCCAACACCCCUUCCCCUUCCCACUCUCAGGCCCCCUCCCCUCUCCAGCUGCAACUCCACUUCUCGCCCUCCACCCCACACGAACCCGAGACCCACCAGCCAGACCAAGGGGAGGAGGAGGAGCUGCAGGCGCCUGCCACCCAUCAUCAGGUUGUAAGCCACACUGGAAGUGGACGUCUGGAGGACUUCUUGGAGAGCACCACGGGCAAACCCCUCCUGGGGGUGGAGCCUGGCGGGCCCCUGACCCUGAUUGACGACCUUCACAAUCAAAUGCUAAGCACCCCCAGCAUCCUGGACCACACAUCCUCGCCCAUGGACACCUAUGAGCUGUCGGGCUACACGGCCAACCCCCCUGGCCUGGACUUCGGAGACCAUGCCCUGGACAGCAUGGAUUGGCUGGAUAUCACCAUGGGAGGAGCGAGCAACGAGAUUGCAGGGCUCGCCCCACUGGGUCCCUUGGGCCCCCACACUCCCCCUAGCGUCUUCUCAGCAGACUUUCUGGACAGUUCAGACCUGCAGCUCCACUGGGACGCCUGCUUAUAGCCCUGGACAGUCUUCGUGUCAUCCACACGGAUGGAUGCUGAUGUUACGUUGUCAAACUCUUUCUCUCUUUUCUCAACGUACGGUACAACGACUCAAAAACACACGGGCUCUACUGCACUCUGAACUCAGUCCCUCUUACUGAAUAACACUUUGAUAGAUUUCUUAUGUGCAAACCCUUACGUUCUAUAAGGCAGGCCCUCUUACACGCGUAGCUUAUACAGUAAUACCUUUGUUAACAAACCCUGCGGACUGUAGUUGAUGAUGCUCCUUCAUCUGAGCCAGUCAGCAGCUUACCGUAGCCACCCAUCUAGACUAUUGUCUACGUUUAUUAUUGCCCUUAGUGAUAUUAGUAAUAGUAUGGCGAUAUUGUAACAAUGUUGAACCAGUAAUGUGAGGACAAGACGAUAAUCACAUCUGUCUAGCAGCUUUAGGGGGGGGAAAAAAACACAACCUACUUAUUUUCAUGAGAACUUUAGAGGAGAUGAUCAGGGAAGCCAAGGUGACGGAGAAUCAAGUAGCUAUUUGUUAGCAUGAAUGCAUGCAGGUGUCAGACCGUGGCUCCAGUGUAGCAGUCUGGUGACCGCAUCUCUGACUGAGUAGGAUAACUGCAGGAGGGGCCCGGUACAGAGGAGAGACACACAGACAGUGACAUUUGACUAUGAUGUAUUUUUUUCCCAUAAUAUGGGAUGUAUUUUGGAAUAUAUUUGAAAAUGCCAGGAAACAUGAUUUUGUGUUUUAGAACACGUGGUCGUACCCUCUUAGCUUUAAUGAUAUCGCUAUAGAACAUUAUGACAGGCGUGAUAGGAUUUGAUAUAUUUGAUAAAAAUAAGAACCUGCUUUUUUGUAGCAGAGGUAUUGCUGCUACGUAGUGUACUUUAUCUCCCUUGGACGUAGGUUGAUUUUCAUAGACGCACAGAACUAUAUGUCAGCCAGUGCUGUGGCUAAAGUAAGUUAUGGUUAAGAGAUUGCAAAGAUGGGAAUGUUUGUUUCAUUUGAACCUAUAUAAGCAAUUAAGUAUGCAGAGAUGACUGUUUCGUGUGUACUGUAGUCCACUCCAUCAAUUAUAGUGAUGCCUACUGAACCAGGAGCUGCGUUGGUGAAUCACGAAUGCUGUGUUAUUAUUUUGGGUGCCCCUUAACAUCAUGACUGUAUUAUUAUUAAUAUGUACUGUAUCAGUACCUUUGCCAAACAAUUUUAUAAUAAUGUCCUCCCUAUAAAUUCUUGCUGUAAUAUACCAAUUUAGACACUGAAAAUGUAUUAUAAUGCAGUGUUUUUCCAUUUUAGGCAACGGAGCACUAUGAAGUACAUGGUUUACUGUGACAAAUUCUGUCAACAGUGUGAACUCUGUAUCCGGAGUUAGAAAACCAAUUUUGUAUUUUAUUGAACCUUAUAUUACUAGGCAAGUCAUUUAAGAACAAAUAGUUUCCCGGCCAAACCCGGACGACGCUGGGCCAAAUGUGUGCCGCCCUGUGGGACUCCCAAUCACGGCUGGAUGUGAUAGUCUGCAUUUGCACGGCCUCAGACUCGCACAACACUGCACCCACACAUGUGCACAUGCUCAAUUUUGAGCAUCGCUUGCUUGUUUGAAUGUAUUAUCCUUUUUAUGGUUUGUUGCAUAUCACCACAAACAUACAUUCAAGAUUUGCUUCUCUCUCACUUCUCCCGUUUGUGUGUUUGUGGUGGGGGCGGACAGGCAGUUUCUGUCCAGUAUAUCCUCCUCUUUGACGUUUUGCCCUUAUGGUGGCCUGACUGGUGCUGUUGAAUGGAAAACCCUCCAUGGUAGAGGGAUUGUAGACCAGUCAGCCCCGAUCUGCUGUAUUAGGGAUUCUGAAAUGCUCAAUUUUAUGUUGUCAACACUUGAGGGAUUUGGGGAUUGCUCUGGGGAGGGAAACUGGUUAAAUUUGAUAAAUUGUGGUUUACAGGGCCACAGCAUGGAAUGAGGGUUGGAGAUGAACUUUUUUUUUUUAAACGGAUACUGUGACGUCAUCAUUUAGCACCAGAAUCCCCCUAGAGCAGUUUUCUCCUACUGGUGGCCCGUGUCCCGAAUUUGGCUAGUGGGUGAUUUUAUUUGGCCCCCCACAUUUUCUGAGCAAAAUAAAAUACAAUAUUUAUUUUUUUUGGACAUAAAAGACUAAAAACACGAGCAAAUCUGCUUCGUUAUUUUAAUUUUGGAAGUCUGUUCCAAAGAAUUCCCGUGCAUAAGAGAUAUCCAGUAUGUGUUCAUAUACAAAUGUAUGCAAGGUUUGAAAUGAUUGCAUCUGUUUUGUCAUAUAUUUGUAAAUAUGUUCCAGUCCCCUGACCAUCUACUCAAUAAAAAAUUGGUCUGCAGCUGAA
Messenger RNA from Oncorhynchus masou masou (cherry salmon), 6529 nucleotides. Its product is annotated as myocardin-related transcription factor A-like. Lineage: Eukaryota; Metazoa; Chordata; Actinopteri; Salmoniformes; Salmonidae. The record is from RefSeq and is a predicted model, not a curated record. The coding region runs from base 449 to 4195 and encodes 1248 amino acids. Gene Ontology annotation, molecular function: transcription coactivator activity. Gene Ontology annotation, cellular component: nucleus. Gene Ontology annotation, biological process: positive regulation of transcription by RNA polymerase II; smooth muscle cell differentiation. The transcript has 19 exons.